AAUCCUAAUUCUGAAUCUUGGGAAUCUCUCCCCCAUUUUGAAUAUUCUCGUGACAAGGCCCACAUGGACAUAACAGGUUACGCGGUUUGUUACGGCUGUAUUUUGGUUUCACUAGGUCAUAGUCGAGUUGAGCUAAUGGUUUUUAAUAUAGAUAGCAAUACUUGGCAUCAAGUCAAUAUUGCUAGAAGUGAUGCUUAUUAUUGUGGUUUUCAGGGGAGGGCCGUGGUUGUGGACAAUACUAUCUAUGCCUUAUCUAUACAGUGCGGGAAGGUUAUAGCUUUCUCUUUCAUGAUAGAUUCAGAGGAAGAUGGCUGUAUUAUCUAUUUUUUAGAGAAACCAGUCUUCUUUCCAGGAUUGAAGAGUAGGGUUAAGGAGGAUAUUAAAUAUUGUCACGGUUUUAAUCCGACCGAGUAUUUGGUUCAUUUGGGGAAGUUGGAGUUUUGUCUUCUCCAAGCUGCUGCUACCUGCAUAGAAGACGAGUCUCAAGAGCUGUUUGUCACCACAUUCAAAAUUGUCCAUGAUGGAACCAUGCAUAUCAAGAAAUUAGAUUCUAGUGUUUGUGAUUUGCGCAUUAAGGGUUAUGGGCUAUUUGACAUUAAUUUCAGCUUCACACCAGGAUGCAGGGAUCUUGAACCCAGAAAAGAGGAGAUUUUUCAGAUGACUAGGAAAAAGGAGACUGCCAAGAACAACGCUGCCUCGGAUUCUAAAGUCCAUGAUGUGGGCAUUGAGGGUAGUGAUAGAUUCAUGCUUCUACGGAGAAAGUUGGUUCUCGGCAAGUACCCUUUUAAAUUUGAUGUUUCGCGACUGGCCGUGAUUCCAUCGACUCUGCAUUUAAUGGUGGCAGUAUUUGGUUUAUGUCUUUUCUUCGCGCUAGGCCAACAAAUAAUCAGUUAAUUAGGUUGUGUAACCAGAAAAACGUCGGAUUGUGAAUUAAUUGCCUUGAGUUAAUUACUUGGCUCGCUUUCCAAAUAUUUUGGAGCUGUUUGUGAUUUUGUACGUACAUUGUUGCGUUUACCUUGGUUAUUCAUCUUAAUUGUUUGUGCUAUUCAAUGUUGGAAUUCUCAAUUGUAUUUUGUUUCUUGGAUAAU
This is a messenger RNA of Malus domestica (apple), 1088 nucleotides long. RefSeq lists its product as uncharacterized. Gene Ontology annotation, molecular function: protein binding. Lineage: Eukaryota; Viridiplantae; Streptophyta; Magnoliopsida; Rosales; Rosaceae. The record is from RefSeq and is a predicted model, not a curated record.